AAGCUUCUCCGCUGACGUAAACCAUCAAACAAAAAAUAACGUUUCCGACGACACGGACGAUAAUCGUCUCUAAUCGAAAUGUUUCACCGACCGAUGCUGUGAAGCACUCCAGGUUCGAUGAUCGAUGUACUAAGAAACCCCGUUUGGCGGGAGCGGUGGAAGAAGGGUUAAAUUGAACUAUGAUAGCACCGGCGGGAUGGUGGGGUUUCUGCUGAAGUGGCCAUCAUCAACCUUCCAAAAGAAUCUCCACCACUUCCCUACCACCAUUUCGACCGUGUCGUCGGUGGAAAAUCCUAUUUACUUGCGCGAGAAAGAAAGUGAAACUGUGUGAACGGGCCAGUACCGCACACCAACACAUAGACAUCGAUCGGAACACACAAAAAAACACCAACAAGAACAGCAAAAAAGUACGCUAAAAAGUGGAGCAUAUAAGUACAUUUUCAAUAUAGAUAACGGCCUGGACAUUUAAAUUGAUAACAACGCCAGCAAAAAAAGGACGGUGGUGGUGGUGGUGGUGGUGGCGUAAGGGAAGGGCGAAGAACCCCGAAGAACGGGAGAGAAAAAAAACUUAUUUCCAUUUCAAGACGAAUCCGAAGAUUCGAUGCUCGGCCAUACAACGCCGAACAACACGAGCGGAAAUGGAAAUGGUCAGGAAAAGGGUUGAUUAAAAAAAACAGCAGCAGCAGCAGGCUAUGAGUGAGUGGGAAAAAACAACUGCCAAGUGAGAGAAAACAUUAAACCAUAGUAACGAGUGAGCAGUGAGUAACUAACCAGUGAGCACACAAGCAAACCAAACGACGAAACUGGCCAAGAAAUGGGUUCGUGCAAAAGAAAAGUGCCAAACACACCAAAAAAAAUCCCUCGAAAUUAACAAAUAAAAAGGGACAACAGGAAAAUUGAAUGCUCUUAUAUGGACAUUGACACACUAUACCUUCAACUCCUUCUUUUGCUGAAGCAAGGAAUCUCCAAAGGGAUGAUGCCCAACUUCUACGAUGGCUCCCGUCCUACGAUGGUACCGACUAGCUCCAACUUGCCGGUGUUAUUGGGCAAUGCCGUCAAUCAAGGGGAUGCAAACUCCAAAAAGUUGGCACACUUCGAUCUCGAAGCAACUCUGCAGACAAUCGAUAAUGAAGUGCUGGACGGUGAAGAAGGAAGCUGUCCGAUUUGCAAUAAAACGUUCAGCCGCAAAACCUCUCUCCUUAACCACAUCCGUAAUCACUCGGCGGAAAAGAAAUAUGUGUGUGAAUUUUGUCAGAAAGGAUUCACCCAACAGGCUAACCUGCGUAACCAUGUUCGAAUUCACACGAACGAACGGCCAUACGUUUGCGUCGACUGUGGGAAAGCCUUUACUCAGAUUACCAAUCUGAAUAAUCACAGACGAUUGCAUACGGGCGAAAGACCUUACGUUUGUAUAGAAUCCAACUGUGGCCGCUCAUUCGCACAGGUCACAAACUUAAACAACCACAUGAAAACACACCACAAGACCACCCUGUACGUAUGCAAUCAGUGUCCGCGCAAAUUUAGCCAAGUUACUCAAUUGAACCUUCAUUUAAUUACCAACCACAGUUCGACUAGAGGAUUUUUCUGUCCGCAGUGCCCCGAUAAGUCUUUUAAGCAGCAGUCCCAUCUGCAGCAGCACAUGAAAAUACACGGGACCAAUUUCGGUUACUCGUGCACCAAGUGCGAGGAAAAGUUCAUACAAGAAUCUCACCUACUGCUGCAUAUGAAGCAGCAUGGCGAUUACGCCUGUACCAUGUGCUCGAUGACAUUUAACGACGAAGUGCUGUUGAAAAAGCACGUGCAGAGGCACGUGGACGGGAGAUAUCUUACCUGUCCGGUGAUUAGCUGCAGCGAGGGUUUCACGAUGAAGAACCAUCUGACGAAGCACAUGCAGAUGCACCAUCCGGCUGUCGAUCUCAAGAAGCUGGGCGCGCUGCCCGGUGGCAAUAAGGCACCGAAACACUUCUGCCACUAUCACAACUGUAACGAUUCGUUUGAAACGGCGGACGGGCUGAGCAAUCAUUUGCGCGUGGCGCACGGGCUUCCGAUCGCGCUACCACUCUCCCUGCCGGUGGACGACAAGAAGCUCAUCCAGCACGGUUUGCACGGGUUGAAUGGGAUCGAAACACCACCGCCUCCGCCGCCCCCACCCCAUCUGCUACAUUCGCAACUGCAUCCGGCCGCAUCGGUGAUGAAUGCCAGCUUCCAGUCCUACCAGAAUCAGAUCAAUCAGGCAAACCAGCAGCAGCAGCAGGCGAACGCCGGCAAUGGAGACACCAAGCAAAAGGUUCUAUCUGUUUCCGAGCUGCUCAAUAUAAGCGAGCAGUUGAACCAGCAUCAGCAGCAGCAGCAACAAGUGCAAUCCCAUCAUCACCAUCAGCAGCAGCAGCAGCAGCAGCAACAGCAACACCUGCAUCAGCAGCAGCUUCACUUGCAGCAACGACCCGACAUGGCCAUGAAAGUCGACAUCGAUCAAAAUCUUGACGACAAAAUGAGCAAUUUCAAUAGAAUUAAAACGGAGCUGCAGGCCAACAUGUUGGCCCAGACGCAAAACCUGUUCGGCAUCUCCAACACGCUCAACAACACCUUCAACGUGCAGCCGAAACUGAUCUGCACCUAUUGCUAUAAUGUCUUCAAGACGCCCCAAACCUUAUCGCGGCACAUUGAAAAGUUCCAUAGCUAAAAUGCGAGAUGGUAGCAGAAAUGAACAGAAACAGAAAAAAAACACGGAGAAUCGUCUAGAACGGUUCCGGUCAAAAGCCAUAACGACUAUUUCAAAGUGUUUAAUUUUCCGGGCAGUUGGUGUGGUUAUUUCUGUUUGGGAUUAUUUAAAUGCCGCCGUAUCUUAAGCUCCCAAUGGCCAUAUAGCAAAAGCGCACACAACCGAUGUAUUCGAAAAUGUAAAGUCACUUGUAAAGUGGUCGACUAUCGAGCAUUUCUUAGUAGGGACAACACGCAGCAAACAAUUACGAUUAAGUUUUAGUAUACGUACCACGUCAGGAUAGUAGAGUGUAGCAAUAAUUACCUUACUUAACCUUGUGGCCCCAUCUCUUUAGUUUUAAAGCCCCAUCCCAUCCCCCCAUCUUAUGGUACCGCAUGUCGCGCUGUACAAAAUGUAAUAAAAAUGCCCCAUGAAAGUGUCGAAACAAACAAGCGUUGUAGUAUUUGCGGGUGUCCUUAAAUGUAAAGGCUUUUCGGUGUUUUAGGAUCAUAAUUGCUCAUUUGAUCGGAACGAAUCGGGAAAUGAAUUUCGAUUGUGAGAAAACGGGGCAAUGAUUCAAAUGAAAAGGAAAAAACAAGAAAAAAAGCGGCUACAAAAAAGUACAAAAUGAACAAAACAAUUUUUAAGGAACAUUAUUAAGGUGGCAAGACGAUAUCAAACAAACAAACAAACAAAAACACACACAAGGGUAGAGUAUAGUGAAACGAACAAAACAAAAAGUAUGAGAAAAAUUUUAUACUUUCCGUUAAAUUAUGAUUACUAUUGCCCCUAGUUGGUCAUGAUAAUGGGCGAUGUAAAGGGGGGGUGAGAGAUAACUUUUAACAUGAUAUUAGCGAUCAUUUGUUGUUUAGAAAAAGAAAAAUGGAAAACCCUAAAAACUCUAUAAGCGCACCUUUUUGAAUGUUCGAUUCGUCGGCUGGCUCGGUCGUUAAAGAAAAUGGUACACAACGGGGGGGAAUUUAAUCGGCACAAACGACGAUAAAGCGCUGCGUCGAUUAACUUCCCCCUUCGUUACACGUAUCGGAACUCGUACUACUAAAUGCUAAAUGUAGAGUGACGCAUGUUUAUGUCAUGAAGAGGUAACCAAUCCCCCGGGGCAAUACAUAGAGUGUAAUUGUAACAAUAAAUGGAACGAUUAUUUCGAAAAAGUGA
This is a messenger RNA of Anopheles funestus (African malaria mosquito), 3874 nucleotides long. Its product is annotated as zinc finger protein 721. Gene Ontology annotation, biological process: regulation of transcription by RNA polymerase II. The record is from RefSeq and is a predicted model, not a curated record. Gene Ontology annotation, molecular function: RNA polymerase II cis-regulatory region sequence-specific DNA binding; DNA-binding transcription factor activity, RNA polymerase II-specific. The coding region runs from base 911 to 2683 and encodes 590 amino acids. Lineage: Eukaryota; Metazoa; Arthropoda; Insecta; Diptera; Culicidae. The transcript has 12 exons.